Messenger RNA from Parathielavia appendiculata, 1169 nucleotides. RefSeq lists its product as uncharacterized. The record is from RefSeq and is a predicted model, not a curated record. NCBI's taxonomy places the organism in Eukaryota, Fungi, Ascomycota, Sordariomycetes, Sordariales, Chaetomiaceae. The transcript has a single exon. The coding region runs from base 251 to 853 and encodes 200 amino acids.
ACGUAGCCCGACUAUUUUCGAAUUGUCCCUUGUCAAAGUCGUUUUAUGAGCCGGCGCGUUGGAAUGGUCUAUCAAACGUGACAAGCGGAAUGCUGAAAGAAAGAGGGAAACAUGAGCUUUCUCCUUUCUCGGGUCUUUGCAGAAUGACGGUUAGACAGGGGAAACGAAACUCGAGUCGCAUCGGAAGUCUCGAGACACGAGUCAACAUCUCAUGCUUCCGUUUGCUCAGCAAGGGACAUGAUAGGGAAUUAUGGCGAGAGGGCCAGGCAGCUUGGCCUUGUGCCAGGCAUGGGAAUGGACGGUGCUGCCCAACCUGGAGACUGGGUCGAUACCCUGGCCCCGCAGCGAAACAUUUGCAGUCCAACAAAAGGGUUGGACGUUGAAUGGGUGGUUCGCGAAUGGCAAUUUUGAGAGCUUGAUCUCAGAGACUCGAACCCAACACACGGAGGCCACUACUCGGCCAAUCCUCCAAGGCCCCUCCGAACCUUCGAGGCUGAUGCGAGAGGGUUGGGUCUUGUUGAACUCAGAUCUCGGCCAAAAAAUGCGCCUGCUUUGUACAGUACAAUACACUGCCGUUGCGGGAUUGGGUACUGGGGAAGCAGGAACGCUCGCCCUGCAGGACCUGAAAACGCUCAGCCGGCCUGAGCCGGUAGGCUGUGAUUCCGUCUUACAGAACAGGGCAAGUCGGGGGUGGCUUAUUAGUGGCUCGGUUUCUCACUUUCUGCAGGUUCAGCACACAUUCGGACGAACUUACAGCCUGCCACGAUGGGUCUUCUCCAGUUUUCUGGAACUGGAUGCCCCGCUUUCAAACCCCGAUCAUGAUGUUUCGCGGUUCAGGUGGUGUGGCCGUUGACCGAGGCGUCUCUCAAAAACCUGCUCGGGCAGCUCUUGAAGCACUCACCCCGGGCCUUGGAAGCCGUGUCUGAUGGAACUCUUUAAGAAGCGAGACAUUCAGCAGGCGCAAGACCCUAUGCGGACUUGCCCAUACGUUGUCGCUGCUCCAUGGUUGUCGUCUGUUGCGGAGGGUGACAAAAGUGACAGACGUACGUGGGGCACGCGGCUAGACCGUUUGGUGGAAGCAGUUCGGCUAUUUAAUUGGCGAUGAGUUUUGAGGUGAGGCCGCCUAUUUGUGGGGCCUGCCUGCGUGACGAUUGUUGCCCAAGGUACAC